Molecule: messenger RNA, 897 nt
Organism: Ornithodoros turicata
Lineage: Eukaryota; Metazoa; Arthropoda; Arachnida; Ixodida; Argasidae
Exons: 1
Coding region: 1-897 (298 amino acids)
Biological process (GO): proteolysis
Molecular function (GO): aspartic-type endopeptidase activity
Source: RefSeq, a predicted model, not a curated record
AUGCUACGAGACAGAUUCAUCUGUGGUCCGAGGGACGUGCACCUGCAGCAGCGUCUACUCUCCGAAAGGAAUAUCACAUUCCAAAUGGCGGGCGACACUGCGAAAGCCAUGGAAUCCACGGUUUCACAACAGGCAAGCAUGCGCAGCAGGGAAGAAAACAAAGUACUUCAAACUUCAGCAACCAGAAGCCCAAAGAAGAAUAAGCUCCCUAAGCCGUCCAAAAAGUGCUACCGUUGUGACGGUGCGCACAACCAGAAAAGCUGCCCUCACCGAAAUUCCACAUGCCAGUUCUACAAGAAACUGGGGCAUAUUGAAAAAGCAUGCAUAACGAAGAAAAAGAAGCAGGCUUCCGGCACGCGCUCAUCUGGACGUCAACAAGCGAAUAGUCUAACUGCCGACGAAGCAGAUUCGUGGAACAGCUUAUUCACGGUCAACUCCAUGAGCCAAUCGACUGAGAGCUUAACCGUAUGGGUUACGGUAAACGAACGCCCUUGCUGCUUCGAAGUCGAUUCCGGUGCAUCAUUUUCAAUAAUGAGUGAGAACACCUUCAACCAGCAAUGGGACAGCAACAGACCACGUCUACUGAAAGCAGCAUUGAAAUUGAGGACGUGGACCGGCACACCGCUUCAAGUCCAGGGCAAAGCACGAGUCACCGUUCAGCUACACAGGAAGCAAGCAAAACUCGAUCUGUACAUCGUCGCGGGAACUGGAACAAGCCUCCUAGGGCGAGACUGGUUUGAGCCACUGGAAUUUCACUGUCUGGCAUUCACCGAGUCAUGGAGUCACAGUGCCAACCACUACUCGAUCAGUUCGCACCCUUUUAAUGGCAAGAUUUCAGGCCAUGUAGGCGACCCUAUACACAUCGAGCUGCAGCCAAACGCAGUCCUAGGUUCUUGA